Molecule: messenger RNA, 2051 nt
Organism: Carica papaya (papaya)
Lineage: Eukaryota; Viridiplantae; Streptophyta; Magnoliopsida; Brassicales; Caricaceae
Gene: PKP3
Product: plastidial pyruvate kinase 3
Biological process (GO): glycolytic process
Molecular function (GO): magnesium ion binding; potassium ion binding; pyruvate kinase activity
Source: RefSeq, a predicted model, not a curated record
UUUUCUUAGAAGGGGGAAAAGAAAUCCUCACGAGAAAACCACACGCACACACGCCACUCCUUCUCCCUCCUCUCUCGCUUGCUCCCUUCGCUUGUCCCUUUCUGCAUCCCACUUUCUCUCUGUUCCUCUCAGGAGGUCUGUUCUGUUAUUGCGCCCCGUCUGAACCUGCAACAGCAUUAACAACCUGAAAAGAAAAAGUUCUCUUCUGUUUCUCUUUUAAAAUGGCGGCGAUGGGCCAUAUCUCAACGGGAAUACCAACAGAUCGCGUCUUCACCUCGCCAAGGAACCUUAGCGAUGUUUCUCUGUUUAGUGCCAAAAUCAACAGCGGAAGACGUUGCGGCGUUUUUCAGAAGCGAGCUUUCGCGGUUAGAUCCAUGAGGAUUGCCGAGGAUGACCAGGGAGGAAAACUCACUACUCAGAACGGUCCUUUUAAUGUGGAUAAACUGAAGCCUGUUGUUGAGCAUCCAAAUCGUGAUUUCAUUCUGACAGAAUCAAGGAUUGGCUCAGAUAUUUGGAGAAAAACAAAGAUAGUAUGUACUAUUGGUCCAUCUACAAGUUCACGUGAGAUGAUAUGGAAAUUGGCAGAGGCUGGAAUGAAUGUCGCCCGUUUAAAUAUGUCACACGGAGACCAUGCUUCGCAUCAGAAAACAAUUGACUUGGUUAAAGAAUACAAUGCUCAAUUUGAAGAAAAGGUCAUAGCCAUAAUGCUGGACACCAAGGGUCCUGAGGUCCGAAGUGGAGAUGUGCCUCAACCAAUUUUGCUCAAAGAAGGUCAAGAAUUCAAUUUCACAAUAAAUAGAGGAGUCAGUUCAAGUGACACAGUCAGCGUAAACUAUGAUGAUUUUGUGAAUGAUGUGGAGGUUGGAGACAUACUAUUGGUAGAUGGUGGAAUGAUGUCAUUAGCUGUGAAGUCAAAGACGAAGGAUACAGUAAAAUGUAUAGUUAUGGAUGGUGGAGAGCUCAAGUCAAGGCGUCAUCUGAAUGUACGGGGCAAAAGUGCUACCCUGCCUUCAAUAACAGAGAAAGAUUGGGAAGAUAUCAAAUUUGGGGUAGAAAACGAAGUUGAUUUCUAUGCUGUGUCUUUCGUGAAGGAUGCUAAAGUUGUCCACGAGUUGAAAGAUUAUCUCAAACGCUGCAAUGCAGAUAUUCAUGUGACUGUAAAAAUUGAAAGUGCGGAUUCUAUACCAAAUCUUCAUUCGAUACUCUCUGCAUCUGAUGGGGCGAUGGUUGCUCGUGGAGACCUUGGAGCUGAGCUUCCAAUUGAAGAGGUCCCCUUGUUGCAGGAGGAUAUCAUAAGAAGAUGUCGCAGUAUGCAUAAGCCAGUAAUUGUUGCAACAAACAUGCUAGAAAGCAUGAUUAAUCAUCCUACACCUACUAGGGCUGAAGUAUCUGACAUUGCCAUUGCUGUGCGAGAAGGUGCUGAUGCGGUCAUGCUUUCUGGUGAAACUGCACAUGGAAAGUACCCAUUGAAAGCUGUUAAAGUUAUGCAUACCGUGGCAUUGAGGACUGAGGCAAGUUUACCGGUUAGCACUGUGCCUCCAAUCCAUGCUAGCGCUUACAAGAGCAAUAUGGGUGAAAUGUUUGCUUUCCAUUCUACGAUUAUGGCUAACACGCUUCAUACACCAAUUAUUGUGUUCACGAGAACUGGAUCAAUGGCUAUACUUUUAAGUCAUUAUCGACCUUCCUCUACCAUCUUUGCUUUUACAAAUGAGAAAAGAAUUAAGCAGAGAUUGGCACUUUAUCAAGGAGUCAUGCCCAUAUAUAUGCAAUUCUCAGAUGAUGCCGAGGAGACUUUUUCCCGAGCUGUCAAGCUAUUAAGGGAUAAGAAUCUAUCGAACAUAGGGGAGUAUGUUACUCUAGUACAAAGUGGAGCACAACCAAUCUGGCGCGAAGAAUCUACUCACCACAUCCAAGUUCGUAAGAUUUUCCCUGUACAUAGCAAAGUUUAUUUGUUCGAUAAAUAUAACGGUCAGUUCUUAUCAUCACAACUUACGUUUAUUGUCUUUAUGUUUCUCUCUAAUAGAUGUUCAUUGUAGUGUCAUUCAAGCUUU